Portunus trituberculatus (swimming crab) is the source of this 1424-nucleotide messenger RNA. RefSeq lists its product as uncharacterized. The transcript is spliced from 5 exons. NCBI's taxonomy places the organism in Eukaryota, Metazoa, Arthropoda, Malacostraca, Decapoda, Portunidae. Bases 1 to 372 code for a protein of 123 amino acids. The record is from RefSeq and is a predicted model, not a curated record.
AUGGUAGGGGACGAUAAUCAAGGCGGAUCAGGUGUGCAGAUCGCCUACCUGGCCACGCUUUGCACACACCUCGCCCUCAUUGUGCUCAGCUGCUUCCUCACUGUGGGGAUAUCACAGGAGCGGCUGGGGCUGGUGUCGCCGUGGGUGGUGGCGAGCAUUGCGUUCAUGGCGCUGGAGGCUGUGUGCUGUGUGUACUCCAACGUGCUGCGGGACCACAUCAACAAGAGGUUUGACACGAUAUGCAAGGUGGAGAUGAGCUUCUUCACUGCACGAGUCUUUGUCAACAUUCUGGCCUUGUGGGGAGUUUUGAAGUUCUACAGGAACCUCCGUGCUGGCUUCACCUACAAGGACCCUGAAGCCAUAGAGUUGUAGAGGACGUCACGAGGCCAGCCCGCAGCGAGGUACACAAAGGAGUCUGAAGUAGCUCAGAAAGGAGGCACUUAAUACAGCUGGACCUUGACGAGAUGGUAAGAAGACUGAAUGAUGCAAUGAGGACCUUCUAGGCAGAGUUACUUCCAUAAUUUGUCACACGCUGGCCACUCAACCCAUCAUCAAGCUACCGACCCAACCAGUCAGCCAACCAGUCACCCAACCAGUCAGCCAACCAGUCAGCCAACCAGUCAGCCAGCCAACACUUUGCCCAAACUAACACAGAUAAACAACAUCCCCUGUUCAUUAAUCCAGCGAGUCAACACACAGCCAUAAAAAGUUAGCCACGUUGCAGGUCAGUCAUCCAGUCAGUAAGCAGUCGCGCGCAGCUCAGUCCUCCAUAGCCAUGCAGAGUACACAUGGAGCAAGUCACUGUCUGGAAAACAACAACGCUCACGGACUAUGAGGGAUACGAGUAUUUAAAGUUGAGAUACACAAUCGCUCACGCGCACGAAAACUCGGCGUCAAAACAAAAAUAUAAGAAUAAAAAAAUAUAUUAAGUAUUUGGAUAAACAAGUCGCUUCGCACUUUUAUCUCUCCGAGGCUCAGAGAGAUUAGACGGUCCCGUGUGUGUGUGUGUGUGUGUGUGUGUGUGUACAGAAAACGGUGGCUUUACUUGCCUGCGCCAUGACAAAGGAAGACCCGCACAGCAUCGCGUCGCAGUGCCAGUCCCCGCGUCACGUCUCUGUUGAAGACAACAGCUUUUGGUGAGUGGGAACAAGAAUCUUAUUGGCGGCAUCCAUAGUCUACAUUGUGCACAUACAGGCUGACGUCUAUGUAUAAGCAUCGGUGUAAGUAUUCAUAUACACUACUAACCUAAGUUGCAGAGUAAGAAAAUGGUCAACAUAUAUAUCAAAAUAUUGUGUGUACGUGUGUGUGUGUGUGUCUUUAUGAUCUGAAUAUGUUGAACGAUUCAUAAUAUGUAAAGAAAUGACAAGUAAAUUCAGACAGACAAUAUAUUUUACUUAUUUGUAAGAAAUAAAACUGUACAUAUA